Molecule: messenger RNA, 9277 nt
Organism: Anarrhichthys ocellatus (wolf-eel)
Lineage: Eukaryota; Metazoa; Chordata; Actinopteri; Perciformes; Anarhichadidae
Gene: osbpl9
Product: oxysterol binding protein-like 9
Exons: 22
Coding region: 5290-7308 (672 amino acids)
Cellular component (GO): Golgi apparatus; membrane; cytosol
Molecular function (GO): sterol binding
Source: RefSeq, a predicted model, not a curated record
CAGUCCAUGGGGCCCCCGCCCCUCUCACCUCCUCCAUGCCCUCUCCCAUGUCUGUGUUCCGAAGCUGUAUGCUGUGGUUCUACAAACGGAAGGGUAAGGUGAAAAAUAACCGUGCACGUCUUCAUGGUCCGCAUGCAUGCCGGUCCCGGGCAUGAAAACGGAUCGAGAGGAGGCGUUUGUUUGUUUGCCUUCUGGGAUGUGCGGUUUGGGUGGAGCAGUAGCGUUGUGUAGCUCUCGGUGUGUUGGUUUGUUGUCGAGGUUCGAGGACAGUUCAGAGCGGUGUGAAUUAGGUGUGUUUAGUGGCCGUCGGCUGUGAGGAAAUUAUUAAGCAGAGAGCAGUGUGUGCAAUGUGUCCUCAAUCAGUCAAACAUUCACUGGUGUUGCUGGUUUGGCUAAACAAUAAUGUAACAUGAUGUGUUUUUCCUGUCAAGAUAGUAAAAAUUGUAUGCACAGUUUGUCAGUGAAUGAUAGCUUACAUGUCGCUGUCUUAACUUCUUCUGGAACUGUCUGUGCCACGCUUGAUCUGAGUCUUUGGCAUUAGCUGUACUACCUCAGUGAGUUAAAGGUGCAUUGGUUUGAUUUUUCAAUUUUGUGUGUUCAGUUGCUGGUGGAUGUUCUCUGAAUUACCUGAGAGACUUCUACAUCAAAGAAUAGGCGAAAACAGCAUGCAAUGUAUGCAUAUUAUAUUCCAAAUUUAAGAGCAUUAUUCAAAAACCUUAAUUAAUGCAGUCAAAGAGGCCAAUUGGCAGGCAGUAUAGCUUGCAUGAAAAGGCAACAAAGACAAUAUAACGUGUAAAAAAUGUCAUGAUGCAAUACUACAAGAUAUUGGGGUUAAAGAUCACAUUACGAUUCACUUAAAUCAGCAGUGUGGGAAUAAGUUGUGUUUGGAAGCAGCAGAUCCUUCCACAGGAAGCACAUUUUGAUCCCAACCUAGCAAUGAAAUGUCACUGAGAGACACAUCUGCUCUCCAGACACCACAGGGAGCACGGUAGCAUCUCGCGUAUCCCCGGAUAGAAAAUUCGCACGAAACAUGUUCUGAGCAUGAGACUCUGGAUACAUCAGCUGUUAGCUCGGGUAUCAGGAGAUGCACAGGAUGUUGGGCAGGAGGAGAUUUCUCUGUUGCUGUAAAACAAUCCUGCUCUACGCAUGUUAUGCAGUCAGCCUCCCAGGGCAGCAGUGUCUGACAUGUGUCUGUCUAUAUAUGGCCUGGGUAUGGUAUAGGCUGAUGGACGGUAGGGCCUCACUGCUUAGAAUAAGAGAGGCAAAGAAAGGCGCUACUGACUGAUUAUUGUGGUGUAAAACAAUUCGCCGUGAUGCUUCCUCUUACGGGACAGUCACGCUCACAGGUUGAACUGUAGUUGAGAGGCGGCCGGCCGCUGUGCUGGCCCGGAAUUCGGCUCUGUGCUGUCUUUCUAUUUCGAGAAGCAUCCAUUAUUCAUCGGCCCAUCUCCCCCGGCGGUGCAUCAGAGUUGCCUCAGAGCCCUUAAGCUUUUUCCUUUUCCUCUUUCGCCCUCUCUACUCUCGCUCGCUCCUCACAUCUACAGUAGCCAUCAAUCUCCUCCCUCUUUGUCAGGCCGGCCCGGACGUUCGGUCCAGGAUGAGAGACCCCCUCCUGCUCUCUCUCUCCCGUCUCCAGGGUCCUCCCUCACCUCAGUAUCAUCUGCACUGGCAACUGUUUUAUUUUUAUUUUUCCACCUUGGUCAUCAUUUUGUUUUCACCUGUGUUCUUCAGCACUGCGUCUGUACUUGUAUAUGUAGUUAGAAAUAUAUUCCCCAAUUGUGGAUCAUGCAUCGCUCAAUCGAAUAGCAAUACGAUGAGUUCGUUUUACAUUUUUGUCACACAGUUGGAGAUAAAUUGUAACAAAGUGCGUUUACUUUACUGACCUCAGAAACCGUGCGUUCUCUUGGCACCACGUUUGGGGUAGCUACCACUGUAUUGACAUGUUGAGGUCCUGUGCAUCAUACCGCAUACUCCCUCUGGAGCAUGUACUGACAAAUUUCAUCAGCUGGUCUGACGAUGGCAGGAGGAGAGAGGAGGGAUGAAUAAUUCAAAGAGGCCUUUUGGAGAAAGGAGGAGCAGCAUUAUGGGGAGAGGCUGGCUGAGCAUUGUAAAAAGGGAAAUCUUUGUGAUUGGAGACCCUCACCACUGAGAUGGGAGAUAAAUCCUCGAUGCUCUUAGUUUUUAUGAAUAUAUCUAUCUAUCUAUCUAUCUAUCUAUCUAUCUAUCUAUCUAUCUAUCUAUCACAUGCAGUAAUUGUACUACCACAUUAAUUGUAAACAGCAGUGUCCAUCUUUGCCUGCAGUCUCGGUGACUGUAACUACCAGUAGCUUCAUUGAUGUACAUUUAAUUGCCCAAACUCGAUCUUUCUAAUACAGUCUGCAACAUGCAAGUUAGAAGCAGAAGAGUAUCUGGAGGCACACAGAAUCAGUGGAGCAGAAGAUGGUUGUCUAGUUCAUAACCUGCCAAAGAAACCGUUACAGAAGAAUUAAGGAUGGAGCUUUUCAGGCUGGUCCAUGGCAGUAUAAAAUGAUACCUGACAUUACUUGACAUAAGCCGAUGCCAGCAGUAUGCCAAUAUAUUGGUGUAUAUAUAAUAACACCGUUUUCUUUUCUUGGUUCAAGUGCGUUCUGACUGCCGUUGUUUCCAUCCAGGUCUUUACUUUAGUUUCCGUGAUAAAAGCAAACAUGGCAAAGAAAACCUUAAAACGUGAAAUGAGUAUGAACAUCGAGUAAACAGAGAUUCUGGUACAUGAUAUCACCGAUGGGUAGAAGUUGGCCACUUCCCCCUGACUAGCAAACACACAACUGUUCAGCGUCUGCCGGCUGCAUUCGCCAUCACCAGUGAAAGAUGCACUGAAAAGCAAGAGAGCUGUUGGGCCUUUAACUGCGUGAAUAGUUUGAGGAAUGAUUCAGGCAUAACUCUUGCCGUGCCGACGAGUAAAGAGUGUAAAGUAGGUCAUAUUUUUAAGGUAUCGUCACCUUUCAAAUAUUCUCUGUAUGAUGGUUUAGUUUACUCCCACAUUGUCAGACUGAUAACUUUAAAUUCUGAUGGCUUUCACUUUGAAAAAAUGCUUUUUUUAAAGAUAUUAGUUGUUUUUUCCUCCUGACAUCACAGCUCUAUUCAUCGUAUCAUCCAUAGCGUGGUUGUUUUGCCAUUUAGUCAUAGUGAGAGAGGUUGCAUCAUGUGAUCAAAUAACAUCAACGCAUACUCUUUAUCGGAUAUAUAUUAGUCAGGAUAUGAGGUGACCUUUCCGGUCUAUGUGGACAUCAGGGUACUGAACCACAGCCUGAAUGAGGUCUGCUGCUCUGUAUUGGCUGUAUGUGGGAACUCCGUUUCAUUUGCCAUCUGUAUUCUAGUAUCUACUCUCAACUCUCUUUGUAUGUCUGUAUCUAUCAUGGGUGUUGACCCAAUACCUGCCAGGGUCUGUCUGUAAUUAGGAAGGUGUGCGUGGAUCGAUUGGAGGUUAUUGGCGUGAGGUACAGUACUUCCUGUAUGUGCUUCUUCUUCUAAUAGUCUUGCUGUGUCUCUCUGCUUCACAGCAUCACAGCCUCCUGUAAUAUGCUUUAGUCAGUACACCUUCGUCUGUUAUGACACAACUUUGCAGCUGGGCUUUGAGACUGUGUUAUAUUCUUACAGGGUUGAAACGGCAUCAUAAAAGUCAGUGUGUGUUAAUAUUGUCAGGUUUUUGCAAUCAUAGGGAGUAAAAAAUGUGAACUUAGCACCACUUAGACUUUGGCCCUUUUUUUCCACUAUGGAAUUGGCUGUAAAACAGCAUGUAACAAGUCCUUUACACCCUUAUCACUGUAGACUUAAAGGUAGUUUCACUGGGAACUAUGAAACCUUGAAAAUAUCUUAAAAUGUCUUAUCUCCUGAUAGGGGAAAUGAAUGAAUGACACAUUCUUUAUCUUUAACCCUUAUCUAAACAUUGUCCAUUCUUUCUGGGUCUAUUUUCUAUGAUUACAAGGUUUAGCACCACUUACUUCUGAGUAACACUGACCAGGCAGCAGGAUAACUUUCUGCUCCGAUCGUUGUACAUUUAACCUGAACUUAUCGUGUCCAUUCCUGCUACUGUGGCUUGUCCUGGGUCCGUUUGUCGGUAAGACUUAUCAAGAUAUGUUAAGGACAAACAACUUGCUGUUUAUUUAGUUUUCGUGACUCUGCAGAAUAACAAAGGUGGUUCAUAUCAGAUGACGGUGACUGUCAUGACUUGCAGUAUGUCGCCUCAUGUGACUGGCCCGCUGGCUGACACGCUACAGAUUCGCUGAGUUGACUAACUGCUCAAACCUACCUGAGAAUCAUGUUGUACGUGUGAGCUGCAAACUAGGACGAAGAUCGGACUUGAGACACAGUUCAUACAGUUAAAGUAUUCUUUUUGUGGUUUAAAGGCCCGGCUGCUACCUCUCCUCUGUCAUGAACAGAGCUAAACAACAUUAGCCGCAGUAAUCUGUUCGUCUGUAGAGUCUGUUUGGCUGAGGGAAAAGUGAGAGGCCGGAGAGGUGCUGUCUGAGUGGAUUGGCCUGAGCCUCCGCUGCCUUUUAAUGUCUUUAAAAGCUUUUUUGCUGUAGCCAAAGCCAGCCUUUCAUCUGCUGUACUGUCUUGUUUCCAGCUCAAUAAAAAAAAAAAUACUUUUACACCAGAUAUAGUUUGCCAGCUAAUUCCAUGAAAUAUAAGUCAUAUAGUUUUUUGACUGUGCUGCAUCAUCCACAUGCACAAAACAAAAAGGUAAGCCUACUUUCCAUGCAAAAAAAAUCUUGAAUAAUUUAAAAUGCAGGCUGUGAAUACAUACAACAUGCAUACCUGCUACAACCUGACUGGAUGGAUGAAAUCCUGGCCAUGUGUGUUGGUAGAGGACAAAAUACUGUAUCUCCUGAUACCAUUGGCACCAGGAAGUGGGUGUGGGUGUGUGCGUGUGUUUUGCACGCGUCAGGCCCAGUAUUGAGUCACUGUUUAAUGUCACUGGCAGUCUGUUUGUUCUCCGUAUUUGCUCUGUGGGUGCAGCCUGGCCCGGCUCCAUUGCACACUCCGACCCCGAAGGCUCUCUGUGGAGAAAUAAAACACAGCGCUGCCUCACCACUCUGGAGGAGCUUUUCCUCAUUUUACAGUGAUCACAGGAGUAUUGAUACUUUAGGUGUUGAUACACCCAUCGACGUCAUUAUUUUAUAGCGCGUUAACGCAUUUUUUUAUUUUGAAAGUCCGUGGAGGAAGUCUUCAGCAGACUAGGUUGAUGCAGCGUGUGGGAUAAAUUUAGAUAAACAAAAGCAAGACAAGCGGCAUUACAACGUGCACCAGAUGUUGCUCUGCCUGGAGACUACUGGACAUCACUGCGCCCGAGAUGCGGAUGAGCGGGAGAAGUGGAUCCACGCCUUAGAGGGAACUAUCCUCCGUCACACCCUGCAGCUCCGAGAGGCAGAGACGGGAUUAGUUCCGAGUGUUCAAGAUUUCGAUAAGAAGCUAUCUGAAGCCGACGCCUACCUACAGAUUCUGAUCGACCAGUUAAAGCUGUUUGAUGACAAGAUCAAGGACUGCAAAGAGGAUGAAUCCCGCAGAAAAAUAGACCUUUUGAAGGAGACCACUUGUAGCAUGGUAGAGUCCAUCAAGCACUGUAUUGUACUGCUGCAAAUCGCCAAGGACCAAAGUAACGAACAGCAACACGCAAACGGACUUAUAAGCACCAUAAACCCAGUGGAUGGGAUCUACCAACCCCCUCUGGACACUCCUCUAGUCAACACCACGAUGCCAACACAAACCACACUACCCACAGACGCUUCUCAGGUGUGUAAAUCAGACCAACGCCCCUCCACGCUGUCCGUUGGUCCCGUCGUCACAGUGAUGGGCAGUCUGCAGACCCCAACUCCCAACAGCACAGGGAGUGGCCCAUCAGGCCCCAGCAGCGGCAUGGCCUCCCCCACUCACAUCCCCCUCCCCUCGCACUCGGUGCCAGACUUCUCUUAUUCCUCCAGCGAGGAUGAGUUCUACGAUGCUGACGAGUUCUACCAGAGCAACACUUCCCCCAAGCACUGCAUAGAUCCCUCAGGGCCUCAAGCUGCCUCGCUUCUCACCAAUGAAGCGACGGCAAUGAAACGACCGAACACCACCGAGUCCAUGAACUCGUCCAUGUCCAACGGCACCACCGAUGCAGACCAGUUUGACAGCCACGAUGACCGCGAUGAUGACGGAGAGGGCGAGUCUGUGGAGGAGCACAAGAGCGUCAUCAUGCACCUUCUCUCUCAAGUUCGUUUGGGCAUGGACCUCACCAAGGUGGUCCUGCCCACUUUCAUCCUAGAGAGGAGAUCUUUGUUAGAAAUGUACGCAGACUUCUUUGCACAUCCAGAUGUAUUUGUAAGUAUCGCCGAGCAGCUGGAGGCCCGGGAGCGCAUGGUUCACGUGGUAAAGUGGUACCUGUCAGCUUUCCAUGCAGGGAGGAAAGGUUCAGUGGCCAAGAAACCUUACAACCCAAUCCUGGGGGAAGUCUUCUACUGCCACUGGGAUCUGCCCAGCGAAACAGAGGAGCCGUCCGCACACACGGAGACGGUAUCAGAAGGUCCAGUACCGUGGUCUUCAUCCAACAGUGUGUGUUUUGUGGCAGAGCAGGUCUCUCACCACCCACCCAUUUCUGCAUUCUACGCAGAGUGUUUAAAUCAGAAGAUCCAGUUCAACGCUCACAUCUGGACGAAGUCUAAGUUCUUAGGCAUGUCCAUAGGUGUCCACAAUAUCGGCCAAGGUUGUGUGUCGUGUUUGGAGCACGAUGAGCAUUACAUCCUCACCUUCCCAAACGGAUACGGCAGGUCGAUUCUGACCGUGCCGUGGGUGGAGCUGGGUGGCGAGUGCAACAUCUCCUGCUCCAAGUCGGGCUACAGCGCGACCAUCAUGUUCCACACCAAACCCUUCUACGGAGGAAAGAAGCACAGGAUAACCGCUGAGAUUUUUGCACCCAAUGAUAAGAAGUCCUUCUGCUCCAUUGAAGGAGAAUGGAACGGAGUGAUGUAUGCCAAGUCGGCAACUGGAGAGAACACAGUGUUCAUAGACACUAAGAGGUUAGGCACCAUUAAGAAGAAAGUGAGAAAACUGGAAGACCAGCUUGACUACGAGUCCCGAAGAUUGUGGCGAGAUGUGACGUUGAACUUGAAGCGCAGAGACAUUGAUUCAGCAACAGAAUCCAAACACCGGCUGGAGGAGAAACAGAGAGCCGAAGCCAGAGAGAGGAAGGAGAACGAGCAGCAGUGGGAGACCAGGCUAUUCCACGAGGACGGGGAGUGCUGGGUCUACGAUGAGCCUCUAUUAAAGAGAUUAGCCUCUCAGCGGCAGUGAGAAGACGACGCACACUCUGAUACACACAGCAUACAUAUAUGCAUAAAGAAAUGCACACACAGCAGAGUCUUCAUAAGAACUCUUUUGCAAAGCCACUUCUUUUCCAAGCCUUGGAAUGACUGAUGAUUGAAUAUGUACACAGCUUUGCAUUUGACUGUAAAACAACAAUAUGGAAAUGAAUGAAAUCAAAUGGAAAAGCAUUUAAGAUGUAAAUGUGAAAUACUAGUUAAUGCUCAACUCCUUAUUUGGGCAAUUUCACUUCCACCGCCACCGAUACCCACCACCCAGCCAAGACGGGACUCUGCAGUGCACAGUGAAGACGGGAGGGUUGGCACAUCUCGUCUCUCAACUCUGUGCGUCAAACUUCACGACGGCACACUCCAUCAGCUCCACAGGACGAGCCAGAGCACCACUCGUUUCCGUACACAAACGUUUUUUUGGGGAGGGGGGAGGCAAGGGGUGUGUCUAAUUGAUGGUUGAUGGUGUUCAAAUCAAAUAAACCUUGACAAAGAAAUCGGCGCUCUACAUCUCAGGGAAUCUGGUGACUGAGGAAAGAAAGCGGCUGCCCCCUCCGAGAGUCUGACAGCCUUAUAACGGUGGAAGUGAUGAAUCUUAAAAGGGGCGGGGGAGAAAUUCUCCGCUAGCCUGCAAAUAGUUGUAACUGUUGUUUAUAUAUAGAUAUACAUAUGAUGGAUAUAUAAAUAUAUAUUCUUUUUUUUUUUUUUUUUUUUUUCCGAUGCUCUUUUUGUUUGUUUUUCUUUCUGGCAAUAGUGUAAAAAAUAUUUGAGGAUAUGAACUUGAUGGCUUUACAUCUUUAGGAAUCAUUCCAUUUACCCUUUUGGUGUUUUGGGUUCCCGUUUCAGGUCAAAGUCGUCGCCUAUUUGGUCCUUCACACUGUUCACAAGCAAAGCCCGACACAAGCCAUAGCGUCUGAACUCACUGAUUGGGAGAGUUGUGAUAGAUUUGUGGAAUAUAUGCAAUAAAGAGAUCAUUAACAUUGCUUGUUUAAAGGACAAAUAUGGGUGUCCAUUAUGCCAAAAAGAUUUAGAUAAAAGGCUAACGGGACUUUCUCUCUGGACAGAACAAACAAUCCUCUGAAAAUGUUUCCAUGUUACCUGAAGGUGUUUAUGAACAAAUGAUUGUUUGCAUAUUUUUGUCUUUCUGGAUUGCUGGUUCAUGAUGACGUGGAACACUAGGACUAAGUCUGUAAACGUCUCCCGGUUUCCUCUCCGAACCCACAGACGUCAGACUGGAUCACCUUGAUGGUUCACGUGUUGUCCCGGGAUGAGGAGAGUGAAAACGUGGAACCAGAGUAGACUUUUGAAACACUGCGGCUUUGAGUCCAGACUGUUCUGACGAUUCUGUUUUCUCGUCCACUUCAUUUUCUUUGUCCAAUAAUUAGUUUAGAUCACCACAUAGAGGGCAAUAUUUAUCCUACUAUACACCUCUCCUUUCUUAAACAGUCAUUAUCUUAUUUACAGCUACAUAGAUUGGAUAUAAAUGCAAUGAUAUUUGGAUGAAAGUCAGAAAUAAACAAUUUUCACCUGAAGAUGCUCAAGAAUAUCUCUCAAUGCAGCUCACAUCAGAGAUGAAUCUGGACAAUUUCAAUGAAUAUGAAUCAAGGAACCUGUUGAAGGAUCUAUGAAGACAGACAUAUUCCUGGUGCUGUGUGUAUGAAAACUUGCUGGUGAAUUUAAUCCUCUUAAGCAUACAGAAAUGCCUUUAGAAACGAGCCAAAUUAAAUUCAGUGUCCAAGCUAAAUUUGUUAGUUUUUAUUUCGUUUUUUUGUCCAUGGUAUGUCUUUGUAAAUUAUAUUGAAUCGAGGCCUUGCCAUACAUUUCAGUAUCACUCAGUAUCGCCUGAUGGAGAGCAAUCAAAAUGUAUUUUUAAUUUUAAUUUUGAUCAUAACCAUUGAUUGUAUCAGAUUUUCCUGUUUGUUGAUGCAUAAUAUUAAAUCUCCAUGAGUUUA